AAGCUAACAAAGCAUACAUACACCUACAUUCCAUUCAAUUCUCUGCAUUUGUUUUCUCCAUUCCCUUUAGUUUCUUGGCUAUAAUCUUGUUAACAUUGGUGUGUUCGGUUGCUACUUGCUAUCAUGAGAAGACACUCCUUUUUGUUGGCUCUGUUGUGUGUCCUAUGUCACGUAGCAUUCUCCUUUAACGACGGACAAGUGGCAAAUGGAAAUUUCGAGCAAGGUCCGAAAGCUUCGGACAUGAAAGGCACGGUGGUGACGAAGCGCGACGCCAUACCGGAGUGGGAGAUCUCCGGCUUAGUUGAGUACAUAAAAUCAGGUCAAAAACAAGGUGACAUGUUGCUAGUAGUGCCAGAGGGUGCACAUGCAGUGAGGCUUGGCAAUGGUGCUUCAAUCAAACAGAGAAUCAAGGUCAUAAAAGGAAAUUACUAUUCCAUAACAUUUGUGGUGGCUCGCACGUGUGCACAAAAUGAGAGACUCAAUGUUUCUGUGGCACCAGAUUGGGUUGUGUUACCUAUGCAAACGUUGUAUAGUAGUGACGGUUGGGAUGCUUAUGCUUGGUCUUUUCAAGCAGAUUACUCUCUUGCUGAGUUGGUUAUUCAUAAUCCAAGAUCAAAGGAAGAGGAUCAAGCUUGUGGACCACUCAUUGAUUCCGUUGCUAUCAAAGCUCUCUACCCUCCUAGGCCAACUAAAAUUAACAUAUUAAAGAACGGUGGAUUUGAAGAAGGACCAUACAUAUUUCCAAACACAUCAUGGGGUGUUCUAAUUCCACCAAACAUUGUAGACCUAAGUGACCACUCUCCCAUACCAGCGUGGAUUGUAGAGUCCUUAAAAGCAGUGAAGUACAUAGAUUCUCAACACUUCUCUGUCCCACAAGGAAACAGAGCAGUGGAGCUUGUAGCUGGAAAAGAAAGUGCCAUUGCACAAGUUGUAAGAACAGUUGUUGGCAGAACCUAUGUCCUUACUUUUGAUGUUGGAGAUGCUGGUGAUUCAUGUGAAGGCCCAAUGGUUGUUGAAGUCUAUGCAGCAAAAGAGAACACAAAAGUGUCUUAUGAAUCAAAGGGUAAAGGUGGCUUCAAACUUGGGUUUCUCAAGUUUAAGGCUAUUAGCACAAGAACUAGAAUUGUGUUCCUCAGCUCCUUCUAUACCAUGAAGAGUGAUUCAUCUUUAUGUGGCCCGGUUAUUGAUGAUGUCAGGUUGAUUAGCGUUCAUAAAUCUUAAAUCCUAAAUUUGAAUAUAUAAUUUAUCAUUUUUAAGUAAAAGAAAGUUUAUUUAAGUGUGUGAUUUUGAGUUUUAAAAUGCAGAGAUAAAUAUAGACAACAUGUAUUAGUUGAAAGAGAAAUAAUAUUUAUAUUAUUUUUGUUUAA
This is a messenger RNA of Arachis ipaensis, 1367 nucleotides long. RefSeq names its product BIIDXI-like protein At5g11420. NCBI's taxonomy places the organism in Eukaryota, Viridiplantae, Streptophyta, Magnoliopsida, Fabales, Fabaceae. Gene Ontology annotation, cellular component: plant-type cell wall. The record is from RefSeq and is a predicted model, not a curated record.